AUGACUUCCCGUAGAACCAUAUCCAAAACACCCGCCGAUACUGGUUAUAGUAGUUCCGAGUCAGAUGCUGCUCCCAAACGGACUCGACGCCCUCCCAGCACCGGUAAUGGCGGCUCUCUAUCAGACACUCAAGACGCAAACCUUCAUACGUCAUUGAACUCCUCUCCAAUAGUGAAGGCCCGGAAGCAACGACAGCAACAAAACUGGAAGCUUGUCCACAGACAAUGCUUACAGGGUUUUAAGGAGGCUGAUAGAGAGCGGGACGAGCUCACACGAUCUAUACAGCGACUAGAGGCCGACAACGCCCGAGCCACAGCAAAGAUUCGCCAGCUGAGUGACACCAAUGACCAGAAUCUGGCCAAGAUUCAAACACUUGAGGUCCAAAAAUCCAAUCUGAAACAGCAAAUCGACGCUGCACAGGUUGGUAGCGCAGCCGGUGAUAAUCUGUUGCCCAUAAUACUGGAGGUCAGCGGCAAUUUUCAAUAUGCGCAGAGCCAGCUCGAGAAGAAGAUAGAUUUAGAGAGAAACGCAGAGAAAAACAAGCUUACAUUUGCUGGCUUCCCUGCUUCUGAUGUGUUACAGCCAUCCUGGCCGGUCUAUAACAGCCAGAUAGGUUCGCUUGGGACCAACCCGCUACAAAGCUAUUCACUACCGAAUACACUUCCUUUGACCAAUCAACAAACGCCAACCCAAGCAAAUCAGCAACCUCUCCCAACAGUUAGCCAAUAUAUACCGCAAUUUUGA
Penicillium vulpinum is the source of this 744-nucleotide messenger RNA. RefSeq lists its product as uncharacterized. Lineage: Eukaryota; Fungi; Ascomycota; Eurotiomycetes; Eurotiales; Aspergillaceae. The record is from RefSeq and is a predicted model, not a curated record. The transcript is spliced from 2 exons. Bases 1 to 744 code for a protein of 247 amino acids.